GUCAGAGAACAAACAUGGCACCCCCCAUGGGAAACCUUUCUGUUCACGUCGCCUACCAAUACACGAAUUAUGGGAAAUGGUCUGCAAUUAGAUUACUUAAUACUACAAAGUCAGUUGUUCAGCGUGCAUCAACUGGGCUAUCGAAAGAACAGAAGGAGAAGCUUGCAGAUGGACCGGAGCUAACAGAAUUCAUUUCCGGAUCCCCAAAAGUGUUGGACGAUUAUAGCGACUAUUCAGGAAAACUUAAAAAGGAUGGAAAAGAAAGGUUGCGACUUCCUCCUUGGUUGAAGAGAGAGAUACCUGUUGGAAAAAAUUACAAUAGGCUAAAGAGCUCUUUGCGCCGGCUGAGUCUAAACACAGUAUGUGAAGAGGCUAAUUGUCCCAAUGUUGGUGAAUGCUGGGGAGGUAAAGAAGGAGGUGUUGCAACAGCUACUAUAAUGCUUCUAGGUGACACGUGCACACGAGGCUGCCGUUUCUGCUCAGUAAAGACCGCCCGUGCGCCACCGCCACCCGACCCUGACGAACCACGCCACACGGGAGCGGCAGUGGCUGAGUGGGGACUUGACUACGUUGUCCUGACGUCAGUCGAUCGUGAUGAUUUGUCAGAUGGAGGUGCGGUACAUUUUGCUGAGACAGUUGUACAACUAAAGAAACAUAAGCCUGAGAUUCUUGUGGAGUGUUUAACACCAGACUUUGCUGGCAAUUUAAAGCUUGUUGACAUCGUGGCGAACUCGGGCCUUGAUGUUUACGCACACAAUAUUGAGACAGUAGAGAGACUGACACCAUUUGUUAGAGAUCCCAGAGCGAAAUACAAACAAUCAAUGGCUGUGUUGAGGCACGUGAAAGAAAGCGAUUCCAAUAUGAUUACAAAGACAUCCAUAAUGCUGGGGCUAGGAGAAAGUGACAAGGAGGUGUCACAGACAAUGAUGGAUCUUCGUGAUGCUGGUGUUGACUGUCUCACUCUAGGACAGUACAUGCAACCUACUAAACGCCACCUAAAGGUGCAAGAGUAUGUUACACCGCAGAAGUUUGAAUAUUGGGCGGACGUUGGUGAUAAGAUGGGGUUUGCCUACACUGCUAGUGGGCCACUAGUCAGGUCAUCAUACAGAGCAGGGGAAUUUUACAUCAAAAACCUAAUCGAGGGAAGAAAGAAGGCCCCAUUACCAGAAGCACCAGCCAAGUAAAGCAGUCCGAUUGGUUGCCAUGAUUUAUGAUGUAUGUAAAUGCAGAACAAUAGCAGAGCAUCAUUGCAGAGUAAGUGAAAGAAAAGCGAAUGCUGGCUGCUACGUUCGUAGAAUUUUAGACUACAAAACAGUUUGUUUAUAAUGAUUGUUUUUAAACCUGUUGAAAUAAGAUUACUUAUAAGUUUGUUAUAUAAAUAGUUACUUGGCGAAUAUGUCAAUUUCAUUUGAAACCUCUAACCUGGUAUUGUGCCAAAUUUAUUAACUAAUGGGAAUGACACAAGAAAUCGUUAAAUCAUAAUCCUAUUGGGAUAACAAGGUAUUAUGUGGCAAUUACACUUCUGCAUGCUUAAAAUAGUGAAGUAAAUGAUAAUAUAAUAAGAGAACAAGUUAAUAAUGUAUAAUAUGAGUAUUGAUAUAAUAAGAGUGUUGUUGUUACCAGAAUAUGCAAGUCUAAUAACAUACAUUAACCAAUUCUAUUUCACAUCUAAGCCCCAGAUCAUGACUUGUUUUUAUUUUUCAUACGUUCAGUACAUUAUACAUCAACCGUCAAUAGCAACGGAUCAAUAUCAUUGGUUGGUGCCUAAAGGUGAUUUGCUGGGUGUUGCUGGCAAAAUACAGCUUCACAUUGGGAAAAUAAGUAUACUUUGCUGUACUCCUGUUAUAUUUCCAAGAGUGAAUUGUUAACCAUCCAACGUCACGUCCAAUAAAAUACAGAUGCAAUUUCA
This is a messenger RNA of Priapulus caudatus, 1909 nucleotides long. Its product is annotated as lipoyl synthase, mitochondrial-like. NCBI's taxonomy places the organism in Eukaryota, Metazoa, Priapulida, Priapulimorpha, Priapulimorphida, Priapulidae. Gene Ontology annotation, molecular function: 4 iron, 4 sulfur cluster binding; lipoate synthase activity. The transcript has 11 exons. Gene Ontology annotation, cellular component: mitochondrion. Gene Ontology annotation, biological process: lipoate biosynthetic process. The record is from RefSeq and is a predicted model, not a curated record. The coding region runs from base 15 to 1184 and encodes 389 amino acids.